Messenger RNA from Camponotus floridanus (Florida carpenter ant), 571 nucleotides. RefSeq names its product NEDD8 (gene Nedd8). Gene Ontology annotation, cellular component: cytoplasm; nucleus. The transcript is spliced from 4 exons. NCBI's taxonomy places the organism in Eukaryota, Metazoa, Arthropoda, Insecta, Hymenoptera, Formicidae. Bases 167 to 418 code for a protein of 83 amino acids. The record is from RefSeq and is a predicted model, not a curated record. Gene Ontology annotation, molecular function: protein tag activity; ubiquitin protein ligase binding. Gene Ontology annotation, biological process: protein neddylation; modification-dependent protein catabolic process; regulation of proteolysis.
CACGCGCCACAACUUGGAAUUUGGUUAGGUCGGUUUGGGUUAAUUCCGUCAGUGGUAAUCGCACUUUGCGUUCAAUUAUUACGCUAUCUUUCCAUAGUAUCGGCAAGUUUCAGCCAGUGAUCGCUGAAAACUGCAAUAAUUUAGCACAAACGGUGAUAGCUGAAAAAUGUUGAUAAAAGUAAAGACCCUUACUGGAAAAGAGAUUGAAAUAGAUAUAGAGCCUACUGACAAGGUAGAAAGAAUUAAAGAAAGAGUGGAAGAGAAGGAAGGAAUACCACCACAGCAACAGCGAUUAAUAUUUUCUGGCAAACAGAUGAAUGAUGAAAAGACGGCGCAAGAUUAUAAAGUUCAGGGCGGUUCGGUAUUACAUUUGGUACUUGCAUUGAGAGGAGGCUGCAAAUACAUUCCUCGUUUAUAAAUCAAUAUGAGAAGAUAUAAAAUAAAUGAGAGAUCAAUAGGAAAAGAAAAUGGGAAAAAAACAUGUUCGUCGUCGGCAUCUGCAUUCAAAGAGGAUUCUAUGUUGUUCUAUGUGAUAGAAUAACGUAGAAUCUAAUUGUGAUCUUUAUAAUCU